AUUCUGCAUCUGUUCAACCGACGCCAUACUCCAGCUAUGCAUCUGUUCAACCCACCCCAUAGCCCAUACUCCAGCUAUGCAUAUGUUCAAUCAACCCCAUACGUAAUACUCUUCACACCUACCUUCUACUAUUCACUUCUUCUUCUUUAAAAAGAAGUAUCACACUCAACACAAAAAUUUUACCCAGCUCAAGAAAUUUCAAACGGUAUGCUUCUCCCCUCAUCAAAUCAUUUUUCUGCAAUUCAUUUCAGACUCCUUAAUCAGCCAAACUUUGCAUUCUCUUUGCAGAAAUCAACCAACAGAAUUUGUAGAAAGGUUCUACUUUAAACUUCUUUAACUUCAGCUCUUACUUCAAUAUUUCAGCAUGAUUUAAACACUCAACUAGACUUUACAAACCAACAAAUGCAUAAGGAACAGCGGCGCUCCUCGUCGUUGAAGAAGAGGGAGAGGGUCGGAUCGAGUUGUGAGUCUGUAGGAGAGAGAGAGAGAGAGUCUAGGGCGGCGGCGUGAAGCCGCUGGUGUUUGUCUGGCAGAGUCGAGAGGUCGAGGGAGGCGGCGGCAACUCCGCCGCUGCCAGGGGAGGAGACGGCGCAGGGUGCGUCUGUGUGUGAGCGUGCUCUGUUUCCAGAGAGAAGAGGGUGACCGGCGGCGGCCGAUUUUGCUCCGUGUGAGUCGGUGUGUGUGUUAGUGAGAUCUGCAGCUCGUGUGUGUGUGUUUCAAUUGUUGUGUGUGCGUGUUUCAGUUUGAAGGAAGAGAGGGAAUGAGUCAACGCAAAGUUAAAAGUGAGAGGAAGGAAAUUUGCGCUAAUCAGAUUGGGCCUUGCUCUAUUUGGGGUUGGGCUGUUGUGAGUCUUGUAGGCUUUGAUGACCAGGAGUUAUGAGUAAAACUAUAGAUUUUGCUUAAUUAGGUAGGCUUACUUUUCAAAUGUAUGAUUGAGUUAUUAAGUUCUAAAUGUUUCAAUGACAUGUAAACUGUUUAUCCAAUAAAAUAUUUUGUGCAUUCUGCUCCGUUUAAGGCUCGCAAUUCAUGGAUCGAUCGAGGUUUUUUUUAUAACCUAACACUUUGUUUGAGAAUUGUGUACACUUCUUAGUUGUUUCGGUGGGUUGAUCUCCAUCGGACACUAAUUUAUAUAAGAGGCGUUAUAAGAGUGUUUGACGGGAUGUGUUUCGGAGCAUUGUGUCACAAAUGGGAAUUUGGCUGGGUUAGACCUUCAGUUCAAGUAAGUAGGAGUAAUGGAUCCGUCGGCGGCUAAAAGGUCCGGGAUCACAGCGAGUAACUGAUAGGAAGUGUGACAUGUGUGUGCAAAUGAAAUAAAUGUUUUAACAUGCUUAGAAGUUCUUUAUUUUAAAACCUUUUAAGUUAUGUCAAGUAUGAUUGGAUAAACUAUCUUUACGAAAAUAUGAAAUGUUUCAGAAAAUGCAUGCCCACUGAGUACAUUAGUAUUUAACCCAAAUAUUUUCAACUGUACUUUUCAGGUUGAUUGGCUAGUGCGCUGACGGGACUGAGUUGAGGCUAGGGUUCAUAUGAGAUUUGAAUGCCACCAUCAUCAUGAUGCUCCAAGUUACGGAGUUGAUCAAGAUCUCAACGAUGAUGAUGUCGCCCAUCAUCAUUAUCAUGAUAAAGUCAACCAUGAGAUUCAACCAUUUCAUAUUAUUGGAAGAGGAGUGCCGAAAAGCAACGACUCCACUCCAAGGAAACUCAGGUGGUUGCGCUCUCAAAUCAUCGGCGGCUCAGCUGAAUUCGAUACUCCUUUUGGGCGGCGCCAACUCACUUACGCCGAUCACACCGCUUCCGGUCGCUCCCUCCACUACAUCGAGAACUAUAUUACAACCAAAUUACUUCCCUUUUACGGCAACACGCACACGAGCGAUAGCCACGUGGGAUACCAUACGACGACAAUGGUGCACGAGGCGACGAACUACGUGAAGAGAUGCUUAGGCGGCGGCAAAGAAGACUCCAUAAUGUUCUGCGGGUCGGGCUCGACGGCGGCGAUCAAGCGCCUCCAAGAAGUGAUGGGAAUCACCGUUCCCUCAAUUCUAAGGGAGAGGGUUCUAAAAUGCAUAAGCAAGGAAGUGAGAUGGGUGGUUUUGGUAGGCCCCUAUGAGCACCAUUCCAACCUCCUCUCAUGGCGGCAGAGCCUGGCCGAAGUGGUGGAGAUCGGCCUCGACCACCGUGGACACAUCGACAUGGAGGCUCUACGGAAAAAACUUAGUUUCUACAGGAAUGAAAAACGAAAAAUUCUUGGCUCUUUCUCUGCUUGUAGCAACGUCACCGGAAUUAUCACUAACACCCGCGCCGUCGCCCGCCUCCUUCACCAAUACGGAGCGUUUGCAUGUUUCGACUUUGCUGCAUGUGGACCGUACACGAAGAUGGAGAUGAGAUCGUGCAAAACAGAUGGAUACGAUGCAAUAUUUUUGAGCCCACAUAAGUUUGUGGGAGGUCCAGGUACACCGGGGAUACUACUGAUGAGCAACAUCCUUUACCAGCUUGGUUCAUCAGCUCCAUCAACUUGUGGAGGUGGAACUGUUGAUUAUGUUAAUGAUUUAGAUGAAAAGGACACCAUAUAUUUAGAUGAUAUAGAAGAAAGAGAAGACGCAGGAACUCCACAAAACAUCCAGAAAGUAAGAGCCGGCUUAGCUUUUUGGAUCAAAGAAUACAUAGGUUACAAUGCCAUUGACAAACUAGAGAAGAGCUACAUACAAAGAGCUCUGCAACGAUUCACUCCCAAUCCCAAUAUUUUGAUAUUAGGUAACGGCGAUGUGAAGAGACAAUCCAUCUUGUCUUUCCUCAUAUACUCGUCUUCACGAAACAACACUAGAGGAAAGCCGCUCAAUGGCUCCUUCGUCGCCAAACUUCUCAACGACCUCUUCGGCAUUCAGGCCCGUGGGGGCUGCGCUUGUGCCGCCCCUUACGGCCACCGCCUACUUAAUCUCAACGACCACCACUCGCUUGCCUUGAGAUCCUUCAUCAAACAGGGAUAUGGUGGAGUAAAGCCUGGAUGGACAAGAGUGAGCUUCCCAUACUACAUGGCGCAGGAAGAAGUGGAAUUCAUUCUAGCAUCCAUCGAAUUCAUAGCUAUAUAUGGCCAGAGAUUUCUGAGUUUAUACCAUUUCAGCUGGAAAAAGGGAUCUUGGACUUUUAUGAAAAACAUUAACUCACACAAUGAUCAGUACGGCUUAUCUUUACCAACUAGGAUCAAGCCAUUCAACAUGAAACAAAAUGUGGCCUUGAGAUACACGAAUUAUCUGGAAACUGCAAAGCGCAUUGCCACCCUUUUACCCAAAUUUCCACACCACAGAGAAACUCCACAAGAUAUAGAUGUUGAUCUUGUGCCUUUUCGAGUUUAAUUUGUACAUAUUAUUGUUAUGCAUGCUUACAUAGAAUGGUUAGGCUAGCAUUAGUAAUUAUUAUUGAUAUACUUAUAUUACUUGAAAAUAGUUUAUAUUUUAUAUUUUAAAUAAAAUUUUAUUUUAGCCAA
Molecule: messenger RNA, 3478 nt
Organism: Salvia miltiorrhiza (redroot sage)
Lineage: Eukaryota; Viridiplantae; Streptophyta; Magnoliopsida; Lamiales; Lamiaceae
Exons: 6
Coding region: 1524-3347 (607 amino acids)
Source: RefSeq, a predicted model, not a curated record